AUGUCAAGUUCAUUUUGGAAAUUUGGACAAGACUACUCUAACGAGUCAUCAUUAGCUAAGCUACUGAAUAAUGCUUUUAUUAAAAUAGAAUCUAAUGAGAUUAGUGAUAAUAACCAAAAUAGAAAUAAUAGUAGCAGCAAAAAUGAUACAGAAAUAAAGGUGAAAUUAGAUAGUCCAAAGAAUGAAGAAGAUCUACAAGAAGAGGAUAAUGAAGAAAGUAAUUCCAAAAAAAAUCAACAUGUGGAAUUACCUGAUACAGAGACUGGAUUUAAAGAUUAUGAACCUAAUUUGGAUGUAUUAAAUAAUCUUUUAGAUGAAGAAGAAUUGUAUACCGAAUUGAUGUGCUCUAAUUUUAAAUUAUUAAUAUAUCUUAAAUAUCCAGCUGUUUUAUCAAAGUUGAUAGACUAUGUUAUGGUUGAUAAUAUUCUUGCUAAAGAUGAAAAGAAAAGAAAAGAAUUAAUAAAUAAUGGUGAUAGAGAUAUUAACAAAUUAAAAAAUAUUCCAUCAGAUAUAGUUAACAAUAAUAAUAAUAAUGAGGAAAAUUUUGAGGAAGGAACAGAAAAAAUAGAAAUAGAAGAAGAAGAAGAAGAUAUAGAAUCUCAAAGAGCUCAUAUGGCUGCUGAAAUUCUUUCUGCUGAUGUCUGGCCCAUAUCUGCAGCCAUUAUGGAACAUGAAGAUUUACUAGAAAAAUUAUGGUCUAUAACCAACCUCGCAGGUGAAUUACCUAUUGAAGCAUCAACAUAUUUUAUGAAAAUUAAUGAUAGACUAUUAGAUAUGAAUAUGUCUGGUAUGAUUGAAUUUAUUCUGACUCAAGAUAAUAUUGUUGACAGAUUUUUGAAUCAUAUUGAUGAUCCACCAUUGAUUGAUUUUUUCCUAAAAGUUAUCUCUACAGAUAAACCAGAUAUAAAUAAUGGGGUAAUUAAAAGAUUAAAAGAGCAAGGACUUAUACCGAAAUUGAUAGAACUAUUAAAUCCUGAAUAUAAUCAUUCUGUCCAGUCUGCAGCUGCAGAUUUCUUAAAAGCUUUAUUAGCAAUUAGUGGCAACUGUGUGGAUGAAAUUGCCUCGUCUAUUGGUCCAAAUGAAUUGACUAGACAAUUAGCAUCCCCUAAGGUUAUGGAGAGACUCAUCCAAAUCAUGUUAAAAGGUGGUACUUCAUUAAAUAAUGGAGUCGGUAUCAUUAUUGAAUUAAUAAGGAAAAAUAACUCAGAUUAUGAUUAUGUACAAAUUAUGUUUACUACAUUAGAGACGCAUCCUCCCAAUGAUAGAGACUCCAUAUAUUUGGGUCAUAUGUUGAAGUUGUUCCAUAAAUAUAUGCCUAAGUUCAAUGAUAUCUUGGUUAAUACGUCUAUGCCGAUCUUAGAUACAUCAUUUGGUAGAAUUGAACCUUUAGGGUUUGAAAGAUUUAAGAUUUGCGAAUUAAUUGCUGAGUUGUUACAUUGUUCUAAUAUGGGGUUAGUUAAUGAAAAGAAAGGUGAAGACAUUGUUCUUGAACGUGACAGAGUAAGAGCUAGACUUUUGGCAGAUGAAAACGACAAUUAUAGUGAAAAUGAUGACGAAGAAAACAGCUCUCGUGAACAAAAUGAUGUUACAGAAAGUUUGAAUUCUUUAACUAUUGAGAAUGGACCACAUCAAAAUGAAACAGACAAGUCUUCUAUUAACAUAGACAACAACUAUAACAAUAUGGAGGAACAUAGUGAAGAAUUUUCUGAAGUCAUCCCAGAUGAUGAAUCUGAGAUCGAAAAAUUGAAAGAAAAGGCCGUGGUUGGUGAUUUGUUGAAAAUGUCAUUAUUAGAUACGCAAAUUAUCACUACUAUUAUAGAGAUGUUUUUUCAUUUCUCUUGGAAUAAUUUCUUACAUAAUGUUGUAUUUGAUAUUAUCCAACAGAUAUUCAAUGGUCCAUUAAAAUCUGGGUUUAAUAGAUUUUUAAUAAAAGAUCUUUUAACUAAUACUGAACUUACCAAAUUGAUUAUUGAAGGUGAAAGAGACUGUGUAAGACAAGAAGAGGAAAAAAAACCAAGGUUAGGUUAUAUCGGCCAUCUGACCUUAAUAGCGGAAGAGAUUGUAAAAUUUAGUGCAUAUCUUGAUGAAAUGAAUAUCAACUUCACAACUAAUACCAUAAAUGAUUGCUUAGCUGAUUCAAAUUGGAAGGAUUAUGUAGAAACUACUCUAAGUAAUAGAAGAGAACAAUAUGAUCUUGUCUUAGGUGAUAUUCCACCAAAUGGUGAUGGGGAAAAUGAUGAUUAUGAUGACGGGGAUUCAAAUGAAGAUAGAUUCUCUGAACACGUAUACGGUACUGAACAUAUCAUUUUCACAAAUGACUUAGAUGAAGAUGGAGAAGAUAUAGAUAAUGAUAAUGAGGAUCCAUACGAAGACGCUAUCAAUCAUUUACCAGGUGAAAAAGAAGAUAAUGCUGAUGUUAAGGAAGGAGAAGAAAACGUCGACGAUGAAUAUGAAAGUAACAACCAUAAAGAUUCAACUAGUUUUCUAUCUUCAUCAGAGUCUGAAAAAAAUUUUGUUCAGAAUGACAAUAUACUUAUAAAUAUUACAGACACUACUAAAGGGUUACAAAACAACGAAGAAGAAGAGGAAUAUGCUGAAUAUUCAGAGAGAGAUAACAAAAACUACUACCAGUACGUUGAUUCUAAUAUGAAGAAAGCAGGCACAUAUGUAGCGACUAUUGACUCUCAUCACGAUGAUGAAGAAUCGGAAAAUAAUGAUGGAAAAAUGCAUCGUAAACAAUAUAGUCCUAGUAAAUUUGGUCAAACAAUCACAAAAACUGUUAUACCGACAUCUCCUGCUGGCUUUUUUGAUUAUGAGAUUAGUUCAUCUGACGAAGAAGAUAAUCUUGUAUCAAGCCAAGAUUAUAUCGAACAGAAUGAUAAACGUAGAAAACUAAGCAAAAGAGGAGGUUAUUGUGACGAUGAAGAGAAUAAUGACGAUCUUCUUGAAGACACAACAUUAAGUGAAACAGCCGCAUGGAAUGGAGAGUCAAGAUCUCCCUCAUUUAAAUUGAACCGCGUUUCUAAUAAUAAUAAGCCAAGCUUGGCACAAUUACAUGAUGAGGAUAUUUUCCAGCAUCAAUUUGAAAUGGAUAUGAUGCAUGACUCCAGUGUAUAUCCUGGAUUGAGUCGAGUUGACAGUACAACAAUAAAUGAUAUCAGUAUAGCACAUGUGAUUCCAAUAAUGAGUCUACAGGAUGAAAGCGAUGAUGAAGACAACUAUUUAGAUCCCAAUGAUGAUGGACAAUCGUAUGCUAAACCAAAUAACCCAUUAUAUAAUGACACCAUGAAAGGUAUGGCGUCAUAUUAUUCAAAUAGUGUAUAUUAUUCUUCUGAAGGAUAUACUACUGCUGAUAAUGGAUCCGAUGAAGAGGAAUCAAGCGAAAAUAGUGACGAAGGAGAGAUGGAUCAUAAAUUACUAAAUAAUUUACAAGAUAGCUCUAUGGAAGAAUCUUUUAUCUUAUACAGAUCUGCAAGUCAUGACGAAGAAAAGUGGAGUUAA
Molecule: messenger RNA, 3501 nt
Organism: Arxiozyma heterogenica
Lineage: Eukaryota; Fungi; Ascomycota; Saccharomycetes; Saccharomycetales; Saccharomycetaceae
Gene: SAP185
Product: Sap185p
Exons: 1
Coding region: 1-3501 (1166 amino acids)
Cellular component (GO): nucleus; cytosol
Molecular function (GO): protein phosphatase binding; protein phosphatase regulator activity
Source: RefSeq, a predicted model, not a curated record